AUGAAAGUGGUGAAAAUUGUUGUUGUUGGUGAUGGAGCAGUUGGUAAGACGUGCAUUUUAAUGAGUUAUACAUCUCAUGUAUUUCCAGAGACAUAUGUCCCAACUGUAUUUGAGAAUUACAACACAGCAAUGACGGUUGACAACACUGAUAUAAAUUUGUCUCUUUUAGACACGGCUGGUCAAGAAGAAUAUGAUAAAUUACGACCUGUGUCAUAUUCAAAUGCAAGUGUUUUUCUUUUGUGUUUUGCAGUAAAUUCGGCAAACUCUUUGGAUAACAUAGAAUGUAAAUGGAAAAAAGAAGUCGUUCAGUAUUGUCCGGACACUCCAUGUAUUUUGGUAGGCACAAAAUGUGACUUGAGAGAAAAUGCACUAUCUUUUGAAGAAUUGAAAAAUGAAGGACGAAAUUUUGUGAGUCAACAAAGUGCAGAAGAAAUGGCGAAAAAGAUAGAGGCUGUAAAAUACAUCGAGUGCUCAGCACUCACUCAGAAAAAUCUCAGUCUACUAUUUGAAGAAGCCGUGAGAAUUUUUCUGAAUAAAAAAGAAAGUCCGAGUAAGAAGAAAAGAUUUUUCAAAAAAACACACGGAAAGAAAAAGUGCACGAUUUUAUAA
Entamoeba invadens IP1 is the source of this 609-nucleotide messenger RNA. Its product is annotated as Rho GTPase, putative. Bases 1 to 609 code for a protein of 202 amino acids. Gene Ontology annotation, cellular component: cytoplasmic vesicle; cytoskeleton; cell projection. Lineage: Eukaryota; Evosea; Mastigamoebida; Endamoebidae. Gene Ontology annotation, molecular function: protein kinase binding; GTPase activity; GTP binding. The record is from RefSeq and is a predicted model, not a curated record. Gene Ontology annotation, biological process: regulation of actin cytoskeleton organization; cortical cytoskeleton organization; establishment or maintenance of cell polarity. The transcript has a single exon.